Molecule: messenger RNA, 2585 nt
Organism: Cyanistes caeruleus (blue tit)
Lineage: Eukaryota; Metazoa; Chordata; Aves; Passeriformes; Paridae
Gene: SDF4
Product: stromal cell derived factor 4
Biological process (GO): calcium-ion regulated exocytosis
Cellular component (GO): endoplasmic reticulum
Molecular function (GO): calcium ion binding
Source: RefSeq, a predicted model, not a curated record
UUCCAGCUCCGCUUUCUCUUGGAUCUGUGUUUCCCUCAGUCAGCCUUCUCCAAAAAGCCUUAAUUUUUUUCCAAAGAGCAUUUUUGUUGGUAUCUCUGGAAUACUCCUGGGGCUUUUCCUGCAUUUUCAAGGAUGUUUCUUUCCCAAGUCCUCUGCAGACUGAAAGCUAAGGCAUUAAUUCCAUAUAUUUUUUUUGUUUAACAGGCUUUUUUAAUGUCUGGCAUCAAAAACUCUUCUAUUUUUGUAUCAUUUAACCCACAGCGAUUUCAGCAGUGGAGAAAUAAUAAUAAAAGAGGAAAAAUAACUUAAAAACGGAAAAAAAAAAAGAUGUCGAGGCAAGCUUUCCUGUGCAGUUUGGGGUCUCUUUAUUUCUCCCUGCUCUUCAUCUUCCUCUCGAUGGAUGUUUAUGCCAGGCCUGCGAAUAAUUCCGUGCUGAAGGAAAAAGCAGCUGAGGGCAAAGAGGAGAACGAGAUCCUGCCCCCGGAUCACCUGAACGGCGUCAAGAUGGAGAUGGACGGACACCUGAACAAGGAAUUCCAUCAGGAGGUUUUCCUGGGAAAAGAUAUGGAGGAAUUCGAGGAGGAUUCAGAGCCCAGGAGGAACAGGAAGAAGCUAAUGGUGAUUUUUUCCAAGGUGGAUAUAAAUAAUGAUAAAAAAAUCAGUGCCAAGGAAAUGCAGCGUUGGAUCAUGGAAAAAACAGAUGAGCAUUUCCAGGAGGCCGUGGAGGAGAACAAAAUGCAUUUCCGAGCUGUGGACCCUGAUGGAGAUGGUCAUGUGUCCUGGGAUGAAUAUAAAAUUAAAUUCUUGGCAAGCAAAGGCUUCAAUGAAAAGGAAAUUGCAGAGAAAAUCAAAAACAACGAGGAAUUGAAAAUAGAUGAAGAAACGCAGGAGGUGCUGGACAACCUGAAGGAUCGCUGGUACCAGGCGGACAAUCCCCCUCCGGACCUGCUGCUGAGCGAGCAGGAGUUCCUGUCCUUCCUGCACCCCGAGCACAGCCGCGGAAUGCUGCACUUCAUGGUGCAGGAGAUCAUCCGCGACCUGGAUCAGGACGGGGAUAAGAAGCUGACGCUGUCGGAGUUCAUCUCCUUGCCCGUGGGCACCGUGGAGAACCAGCAGGCACAGGACAUCGAUGACGACUGGGUGAGGGACAGGAGGAAGGAAUUCCAGGAGGUCAUUGACGCCAACCACGAUGGGAUCGUCACCAUGGAGGAGCUGGAGGAAUACAUGGAUCCCAUGAACGAGCACAACGCGCUGAAUGAGGCGCGGCAGAUGAUCGCCGUGGCCGACGAGAACCAGAACCACCACCUGGAGCUGGAGGAGAUCCUCAAGUACAGCGAGUAUUUCACCGGCAGCAAACUCAUGGAUUACGCCCGGAACGUCCACGAGGAAUUCUGAGCUUCCUCUCCCCUUUUCUGGAACUUUCCGUUUCCCAAAAAAACAACAAAAAAAAUCCCAGGGAAAAAGGACUCGGCCGAGCCGCAAGAAUUCUUUGUCGCAGUCGCCGCUCCUUGCUCAGAGUUGUCUCAAAUUCCCGGUUUUCCGUCCAUCCCUGGGAUCUGCAGCUCCAUGCCGGGAGAAAUCGUGGAAAUUCCUGGAUUCUGGCAGUUUUCCUCCCUGGUUUGUGGGGUUGGAUCCAGCUGGAAUUCUGGCUGGUCCGGUUGGGGAGAAUCCUGAAAUAUUCCCUUGUUGCCUUCAGCUGCUGAUCCAGGGAAUCCCAAAUAAAGGUUGGAUUUUGGGAAGGGAACGGCGAUUCCAAGGAAUGUUUGUCCUCCACACCCAAUUCCAUUUGGAAGGCUCCUUGAACAAUCCCUUGUUUGCUUUUUCCAGCUGCUGAGCCAGGGAAUCCCAAAUCAAAGUUGGAUUUGGGGAAUUUUGGUAGUUCCAAGGAAUGUUUGACCUCCUGGGAAUAUCCACACUCAAUUCCGGUGUUUUUCUCGCCUUCCUGAAGAGUUAUUGGGAAUUUAAUGGAAUUUUUCACCUCUUUUCAGGGGACUGGGGAAGAAUUUAUUUAAAAUGUUGAAGAAAAUAUUUGGAAUUAAAUGAAUUGAAAUGAAAUGAAAAUAAAUUAAAAUAACAUUAAUUAAAAUUAAAUUAAUAUAAAAUCCCAUUUUUUUGUUGACAUCUGCAUUGGGAAUGGGAGAUUACGGCUUUUAAAAAUGAGAUUUUGGUUGAAAACCAAACAAUUGGGAAGGUUUUUUUGGAAUUUAAGCUGGUGGACAGAGCAGUGGGAAUUCCCAUGGAGUUUGAUGGCUGCUUAAUUAAAAUUCACUGCUAAAAUGAAUGAGCUCUGUGCUAAUUAAUGCUGUUAAUGAGCUGCUAAUGAUGAUUUGGGGGGAACUCCAGGCUUUGGGUGAGCUCUGAAAGCAUCUCUGGCCCAAAUAAAAUGGACUUUUCCUCUGCUUCCAUCUUUCCUGGGGAAAAAAAACCUCUUAGGGAAAGAAUUCCUGAAAAUCUGAGAUGUUCUAUUUGAUUAAAUUUAUUCUUAAUAUAAUGUAAAUACAGGAAUUGCUGUCCCUCUUUCCCUUUAUCUGCUCUUUAUUUGAUAUUUUUAUUAAAUUCCUUGGAUAAAAGGUUUUAUAUCCAUA